This is a messenger RNA of Xyrichtys novacula (pearly razorfish), 4730 nucleotides long. Lineage: Eukaryota; Metazoa; Chordata; Actinopteri; Labriformes; Labridae. The record is from the annotation of a GenBank genome assembly.
CUUGUACUUCAUUCAGUGCAUCUCUGACAGGCAGGGCAGUGUCAACAGAGCAGGCAGUGCGGUACAGGCACACAGGAACGAUUGAAAGAAAGCUCUGCAACUUUAACCAGCCUUUUUCUGUCAAAAUGAACAACGACUCUGUUGUCAUCGUCUCUGCUGCUCGGACACCCAUAGGUAAGAAACAACACUCGCCAAUAUGCAUUCACAGUAAUAUUGCAGCCUUUUAUGUAAAUUUAGUGUGUCUCCUUGUCGCUAUGGUCAUUUUAUCGGUUAAAAAUUCAAAUAUAGAUUUAAGCUGCCGUGUGUCUUUACUUUUUACAUUACCGUCGUAAUAAAACGUGUGUUUCAAUUUUGCUCGAUGUAAUUCAAUCAAAUAUGCGAAGUCUUACCGGGCUCUGAUUGGUUCACUUUUGUGUCCGCAGUGUUCUGCGAGCAGUGAUUGGCUGGCCGUCAUAGUUCCACGUAGCACGAGAUCACUACCAUUGGUUACCUGUAACGUUCUAACUAGUGCCCCAGCAAGUGGGGGCGUGUUUACCGUCCAUGACAUGAAACAUUGAAUUUGACUAUAAGGCGACAGUGUAUUACAUAAAGUGAGAUAAUGUGAAAGCAUGAAUAACUGUCAGGUAAAAACUUUGAGGUGGGAAACACGUCCUAGUUCAAUAAGGAGCAGUUUCAAAGCCUUAAAUUGCUUCCUGACUGUCAUCUCCCUCCUCUUUUUUUCACAGGGUCUUUGAAUGGUGCUCUGUCAACGGUGCCUCUGCCUGACCUGUGCUCAGUUGUGAUAAAAGAUGUCCUAAAGCGGGCCACAGUGAAGCCAGAAGAGGUCUCUGAGGUUAUCAUGGGCCACGUCCUAACAGCAGGUAAAAGCUCUGGGAACUAAGAUAGAAGUGUGGCAGAGGUUGAACAAGACAUGGAUCUUGCUUACAGUAUCAUACUGAUCUGACUUUGCUCCCUUUUCUGUUAUUUCCUUAUCAGUAUUAUCAUUCAUUUUUCUUUUGCUGUUUUUUCUUUGUAUUUGUAAGGUCACGGGCAAAACCCAGCUCGUCAGGCCAGUGUUGCAGCAGGGAUCCCUUACCCUGUCCCAUCCUGGAGCUGUCAAAUGGUGUGUGGUUCUGGGCUGAAGGCCGUGUGUCUGGGAGCUCAGUCCAUUCAGUCAGGAGAGUCUGCUGUGGUGGUGGCAGGGGGCAUGGAGAGUAUGAGCAGGGUAAGUGUGACACAUGGAGCGAUGAGGAGGGCUUGAAAGUACAAUCAGAUCAGAUGGAUGAGGUGUUAUGAUCUCUGUAUUUGAAGGCUGGUUAUCAGCAAGUAGGGAUGGGAAUUGAGAACCGGUUGUUGUUGAGAACCGGUUCCAAAUGGUUCGAUCCAUUGACAUCUUUUACAUAUUAUCUCAACAAUUCCUUUUUCAUGGGUGCCUUGAAAAACGUUCUUACAAGAGCCAGUAUACGUGACCGAGAACAGUGACUUUGAGGAAAAAAACAUGGCGGAUGGUAUGAAAAGUAAGCAGAAACAAUCUAAUGUGUGGCUUCAUUUGACUAAGAAAGACGACAACAGUGCGAUGUGCAACCUGGUGUUUACUUAUUGAAAAGAUAAUUCUGACUUUUUGAACUAUUCCAAAUAAAGAAUCACCUUGAAAAUUUGAAGUUCAGCUCAAUAUUUCAGAUAAUUACAAAAAUGUCCCUCAAAGAACUUAAUGCAAUAUGAAUAACCGGAUACUAAGACCAUCAUUAUAAUAGCCUAGCCCUGUUUUUACAUUUUUCACAUCAAAUAUUCACAUGAACAAAUUUGUCCAAAGUCAGCAGGAUGAGUUUUUUUUUGUUUUUUUGUCACUAUUAAAGGGAUAUUCGGGCAUAAAAUUAAUUUAGGGAAUCAUGGAAAUGCAAUCAGACCGAGACGCUAAGGCAGAAGAGCUACCACGUCUGCAGUGCAAAAUGAUCAAUAUGGUGAUUAUUACUUAAAGGAAAUGACAAAGAAAUUAUCAUAAAUGUUCUUCCUUGAGCUGCGUCACCCCGCAGCAGUCCGUAAUGGACUGGCCCGAGGUCUCGUUACAAACAAGCGAAGCUGGAAGAGAGUAGGUGAAUUGUGUUUAGUCUUUUUGCUAAAGAAAUUAGGCAAAGCUAAAAAGAUGUUUGGUGGCUAGUGCUAUGACUGGGACCCUAUAUGUACUGUUGAUAAAGUUAGGUGCGGUUCUGAGCAUUAUUUGUGGCUAUAGAGUGGCUUUUUAGUUGAGGUGUGUUUAUGACUCCUCAGACCACAUUGUAUUGCUAUAGUAUGGUCGUCACUAAAGUUGGUAUACCUAAAGAAGCAAGCGGUCGGCAACAUUCAUCUCUUGAGGGGUGUCUAACUCAGUGUUACGAUGUGUUUGACCCUAAAUUAAUUUUAUGCCAGAAUAUCCCUUUAAGGCAAGUAAAAGACAAGAGAAGCAAAAGCUGCUUUAUCCACAGGAGUGGCGCCAAACUGAAAGUUCCUCACAGGAGCUUUGGAGUUAUUAAAAUUUUGUGGUUACUUUUCUUUACAACUUCUCAAACAGGUCUGUGCUACCCUCUAUUUUGGUCUUCUUUCAUAUAAACAGAGACAGACAUCUUAACUCUUGUUUUCUUGGCUCACUUCAAGGCUCCUCACACACUGCAAAUGCGAGCAGGUGUGAAGAUGGGCGAUGCCUCUCUUCAGGACUCCAUGGUGGCUGACGGCCUGACAGACGCCUUCCACAGCUACCACAUGGGCAUCACAGGUGUGCAUGGUGGAGGACAUACAAAGGCACCAGCUUGAUUUCUGUACAUCUUAAUAACUGCUUUCAUAAAUCAUACCCAUAUUUCCCAUCAGCUGAGAACGUUGCAAAGCAGUGGGCAGUGAGUCGAGAGGAGCAGGAUCUGUUUGCUGUCAGGUCCCAGAACAAAGCCGAAGCUGCACAGAAGGCAGGACAUUUUGACCAAGAGAUCGUUCCGGUUAUGGUGCCAUCGAGAAAAGGUGAAGCAGUGAAGUGUUCAAUUAUAAAUCCUUCUGUUUUUGAGAGGUUGUCUCAUCAGUCUGUUUGUCUCACAUCUUUAGGCCCAGUGGAGGUGAAGGUGGAUGAGUUUCCUCGCCAUGGCAGCAACAUUGACAGCAUGUCCAAACUCAGACCCUGCUUUAUUAAGGACAGCACGGGCACAGUCACAGCUGGAAAUGCCUCAGGUUCGAGCUUUAAAUUUUCUAACUCCACAAUAAAAAUCAACGAUAGUUCACUUCAUCUAUCAUCAAAAUACAGUUAUCUGCUCUGUACAAAUGGAAUAAAAAUGACUGAAGUAUUUCUAAUCCCUGGACCUACCUCUUGAAAUGUACUCAUUGUUACUAUGAUUCUUCUCUCCCUUUGUAAUAAUAUGUAUGUGUAUGUAUAUUUUCUGUCUGUGCCUUUUCUUUCCUUUUCUUUUCUAGUUCUUUUCCUUUCCUUCUUUCUAAGUAUUUUGAAAAAUAUAUUUGUACAAUUAUCUGUAUUUCAGGAAUUAAUGAUGGAGCAGCAGCAACUGUCUUAAUGAGCCAAUCAGAGGCUGCGAGGCGGGGCUUAAAGCCCAUGGCUAGAAUUGUCUCCUGGGCUCAAGCUGGCCUUGACCCGUCUAUCAUGGGAACUGGACCAAUCCCUGCCAUCAGGAAAGCGGUGAGAGAUCAGAAACAGCUCAGUGCAACAGUGACUGAUGAAAGCCCCGGUGUCUUGACUCUUACUUCUUCUUCGAUAGGUGGAGAAAGCAGGAUGGAAGCUGGACCAAGUAGACCUGUUUGAGAUCAAUGAGGCGUUUGCUGCCCAGUCUGUCGCUGUGGUUAAAGAACUUGGGCUGAAUGCAGACAAGGUGCGCAUCAUAGCUUACAGUCUUGUCCAAAUUUAUACUAGAGUGCGUUUAACAAUACUUUUCUUUCUUAGGUGAAUGUGAGUGGCGGCGCCAUUUCUCUGGGCCACCCCAUCGGGAUGUCAGGCUGCAGAGUGCUUGUGACUUUGCUGCACGCUUUGCAGAGGACGGGGGGCCAUAAGGGGGUGGCAUCACUCUGCAUCGGAGGAGGGAUGGGCAUCGCCAUGUGCGUGGAGAGGGACUGAGAGAGAAACUUUGGCUCAAUCUUGAGUUUUUACUGGAGAAGGGAUGCUGAAUCACUGUUUACACUGCAGAUGGUUUAAAAUGGUUUACUGGGGGAUCUUCCAAUCACUGCACCAGAGGUGGAAAUAAUGCAUUUAAAUUUAUUGUGAUUGUAGGGACCUGUCUAACCGAAGCUUUCACUGUGAAGUUAAUUUGACCUCAGGUUGUAGCUGAGUAGUAUUAAACCUCACCCAAGAGGUUUUGGGAUGUACAGGUAUGUGCUAACAGCUUUGGCAGAAAACUAGGCAUUAGAUGAGCUUAAUAGUCACCUUACUAAAGCAAAUAGUUUGACCUGUGUUCAGUUAAUUGCAUAGCUGGAUCAAUGAAAUUCUCCCAGUGGUCAGACUUUGAAAGACAAGCCUCUUUCUCUGUAAUCCACUGAUGGUAAUUUGUGGUGCAACUUAUUUAAUCAUUGUGUCUAUCCCAUAGAUUUAGGAUGCUGUGAAACCUGACAAACAUUCCUCUUUCUCUAGUCAACUGUGCAGCCUUCAACCCAGCUAAGUGCCAUAAGGUGAAGUGUGCUUGCCUUCUCUAACCUUGUGCUUCCUUUACACAGCUGACUGUCUGUGGAGAUGUGUCCUGUAAUGUAGCUGCUUGACAUAUCAGUAAAGAACUUAAAGCCAUAAAGCCAAA